AUGGCUCUCGUGAUGGACCCCAUCAGCAAAUGGAGCCCGAAGCAGGUGCUCCAGUGGAUGAGAGGACUGGAUGACUGUUUGCUGCAGUAUGUGCGUGUGUUUGAGAGAGAGAGGAUUUCUGGUGAGCAGCUGCUGCACAUCACCCAUCAGGAGCUCGAGGAGCUCGGAGUCACGCGCAUCGGCCAUCAGGAGCUCAUCCUCGAAGCAGUGGACCUGCUCUGUGCUCUGAACUAUGGUCUGGAGACAGAGAACCUGCGCUCUCUCUCCCAUAAGCUCAACGCUUCAGCUAAAAACCUGCAGAAUUUCAUCACGGGCCGGCGACGUGGCGGUCACUACGAUGGCCGGGUGUGUCGCCGGCUGCCUAAUGACUUCCUCACGAGCGUGGUGGAUCUGAUUGGAGCUGCCAAGAACCUGCUGGCCUGGCUGGACAGGUCACCGUUUGUCAGUGUCACUGAGUAUUCAGUGCUGAAGAACAACAUUGUCCAACUCUGUCUCGAGUUAACCACCAUAGUGCAACAGGAUUGCACUGUGUAUGAAACAGAGAAUAAAAUACUCCAUGUGUGUAAGACUCUGUCAGGAAUCUGCGAGCACAUCAUCUCCCUGUCGUCUGAUUCAUUGGUGUCGCAGUCCGCCCACCUAGAGGUCGUCCACCUCACCAACGUCUUGCCCAACGAGGGUCUGGGCAUGUAUAUUAAAUCCACAUAUGACGGUCUUCACGUGAUCACCGGUACCACGGAGAAUUCUCCCGCUGAUCUCUGUAAGAAGAUUCAUGCAGGUGAUGAGGUCAUUCAGGUCAACUACCAGACUGUGGUGGGAUGGCAGUUGAAGAACUUGGUAAAUUCUCUACGUGAGGAUCCGAGUGGUGUCGUUCUCACACUGAAAAAAAGACCCCAGAACACACUAAGCUCAGCACCGGUCCUGCUCAAGAACACCCGCUGGAAACCCCUCGCACUGCAGCCCCUCUCCACCAGUCCAUGUAGUGAGUCUACCACGCCUCCCAGCACUUUGGGAAUCUCACCUGGUUUGGACACACCCUCAGGACAUGAUGUGUUUAUACUGUCCCCGGCAUAUGGACACAGGGAUGAUGAAUUGGACCGGGUUGGUUUUGGUGUUUUUGGCUCUGAAGGGUUCUUCAUGGAUCAGGAGGCUUUGGUGGGACCUCACUUCCCCCUGCUGGAUGACGAAAUGGGCAGAAACGCUGGACUACGACGCCGAGACCGAACUCCAACGCGGGGUGACCCCCGGCAGGUGUCUCAUGCAUCCGAGUGGCUCGCUGAGCCUCAGGAGUCUGGAGUUUACAAGCGAGGAAGCAGAGACUCGGACUCCUCCCUCGUACGCUUCCUGAGCGACGACAGGAUGCUCGUCUUACAGGAAGAGGCAGAGUUUUCCCAGCGUGACACUACCCGGCGGACCAGGAAGAAGAGCCGCAAUCCCAGCAGCCCAAGUUUUCCCAUCAGCCCCUCCCUGCUGGCCCCGCCCGUCCGGCUGGACUCAGGACCCCCGGAUGGGCUGCCCUUCUCUCUGCCCGAUACCAGCACGAUGCCACAUUACCAUAGAGCCACAGACACACUGCGAGCCGACACUGACAGGUAUGCCGGUUCUGCUGGGGAUCGACAAGCAGGCGCAUCCAUGAGGAAGUCAGUGCAUUAUGCCUCCUUAAGGACCAAGACCAAGAAGAAAAGCAGAGGGUCUCAGAGUAACUCGAGCAGGAGGCGUAUCGCCUGUAAGGAUCUUGGACAUGGCGACUGUGAAGGCUGGCUGUGGAAGAAGAAGGACGCUUCGGGCUACUUCACCCAGAAAUGGAAGAAAUACUGGUUCAUCCUCAAGGACUCGGAUCUCUACUGGUACACCAACCAGAACGACGAGAAGGCAGAAGGCUUCAUCAGUUUGCCAGAGUUCCGUAUUGACAGAGCGAUCGAAUGCAGGAGGAAACAUGCCUUCAAGGCUUGCCAUCCGAAAAUUAAGAGCUUCUUCUUUGCAACGGAUCACCUGGAGGAGAUGAACAGGUGGAUGAAUCGUCUUGGCUUGGCCGCGAUUGGCUACACUCCGGAUGAUCCGGUGCCCCGCCCAGAUGAAGAUUACUGGAGCGAGAGCGAUCAGGAGGAGGUCGAUGGAUCCAUGACACUGAAACAGGAGUCAAGUUACCAUUGCAAUCCUGCUGCGAGCUCGUCCAGUGCGUUUGGCGAGCGCCAUUUCUCCAGUGGCUCCACUUUCUCACACUCAUCCGCCGAGGACUCGCACUCUUCCUGUCGCUCCACCCAUCGUGAGCGUGAGCGCCGCUCCUGGCAGGACCUGAUCGAGACCCCCGUGGGCUCUUCAGGGCUCCACUACCUCCAGACGGGCGCAGGAGGGGACGGACGUGUAACGGUCUCACCCGAGAGGCUGCGCCAGGCCACGCUACCCGCUAGACGACAACGCCCACAACGACACGACGGGCCGUUCCCGCUGACGGACAGCGAAGAGCCCCGCCCACGCGACCACUCCCACAAACAGAGAAGUCAAAGCCUCCCGCGGCACCGCUCACACGGCACGCUGCGUCCACGCUCCCGGCUUCACGAGGAAGAGGAGGAGGAGGAGGAAGAAGAGAGUGUGUGCGAGGUCCGACAGCAGGUGUGUGAGCCUCCAAAGCAUGUGUGUGAAGAACCGGACCCUCUGGAAGAGUUGUAUCGCUCUCUGGAGCAAGCGAGCGUGUCUGCGUUUGGACACCAGCGGCCCUCCACACGCCAGGAGUUCCGCCGCUCAUUCGUCAAGCGCUGCAAUGACCCGGCCACUAACGAAAAGCUCCACCGCAUCCGGGCGCUCCGAUCCACGCUAAAGGCGAAAGAAGGAGACCUGGCUGUGAUUAGUCAGGUGCUAGAUGACCCCGGCCUGACCUCUCGCAAGUUCCACGAGUGGAAGCAGAGGAACCAAGAGCUCUUCCUGGAUAUCUGUGAGUUUAGCGCUGCCCCUCUGGAACUGCCAACUGAGCCAGGUGACCUUUCACCUCUGUCUCAGACACUGCUGAUGCACACACACUCCUUUAUAGAGACACAUGUCUGAAACACACACACACACACACACACACACACUCACAGCAACAGACACCAGAGACUUUCAGCGGUGUAUCUGUAAUGAACCCGGAGGAAAAGACGCACAUUGGGACAGAAGACACCAUGAAAAUGAAACACUGUGGCCCCUCCUCUUCCUUCUGAUUGGAUAUCUGACCUUUAACUGACAGCUGACUGAGCCACUGUAAGAGAACUGAUUUGCGAAGACUUCAGAACGUGUCUUGGACAAACACACUGCUUCUUCUUCGUUUGUCCGACGGAUUCACAAUCAUCACACUCGUGAUGUGUGUAUGUCACUGCUCACACACUGAUCGUCUACACACCCCUUAAAGGAGCAUUUUAGCCAGAAAUCAAAUGUACACAAUGUCCCUCUUACACCAGACGUUGUCAGUCGACCGAGACAUGUUGUGUGUCUGAGGCUAAUGUAGCUAAAGUAGCUAACAAAUAAAUGAAGCUAGCUAGUCUGUCGGGUCCUGAACACAUGGCAGCUUGUGAACACAACUUGCCUAAAAAACAGCUAACAGCUAGAUAAUUUACUACAGCUAACUAGCAAUUCGGCAACUCAAAAGUUAGCCAUGUCAGGUAGUGACAUACACUGUAAUGUAAGAGAGUACAUUACCCAGGUGAUUAUGACAACAAUAAAAAUGUAGACAUGUCAAAACAGUGCUCAGAAUCUCGAGAGAACAGAAUUAUGGGAUCGACCACAUUGAGACGGAGACGUGUGGCACGUCCCUUAAAUUGGCAGAAAAUAAAGUGUCCAGACAAGCAGCUGCCUUGCAAAUGUCUACACUUGGUAGGGAAACUAGGUAGGCAGCAUCAUAAUAUGCAUGAAACAGAAUCAACUUUAGGCCACGCCUCUUUACAGCUUAAUGCUAGCUAUAAGUUUCCCUGAACUGUUAGCUACAUUAGCUUGUAACGUAGCGAUCCUCAGAUACUUGGACUACAUUUGGUGUAAGUUGGUGUAAAUUGUGUAAAGUAGUUUUUUUUUUUUUCCCGUCCAGCUAUCGCUUUAACAAACUUCAUCUGCUCGUAUCAUCUCCAGGACCUGAAGACAGCUUUAUUUUUUUCCUCAUCGCUGUUCUUGCUGGAGGUUUUUUUUUUCUGAUUUGUUUUCUUGGGACUCGUUUGUUUGUUUACUCGUUUUCCCUUCCCUCGGGAUGCUGCAGGACGAGCGCUCAUGUAGUCAUGGGCAACGGGCUUCACUCUGUUACCAAGCAACACCGCCCUACUGUGUUACCUCUCAGAGCAUGCAAAAGUGUGUGUGUGUGUGUGUGUGUGUGUGUGUGUGUGUGUGUGUGUACAUGAGAGAGACUUAGAGAAGACUGAUUGAUGAGACUGAUGCACUUCCUGUAGGAACAGCAGACUACAACGCGUCUGUAAUCAAACUUGGGUUCUUUAGAAUAUUUAGAACAUAGCUGAACUCCUGCAUGGUUUAAAAGUUAUUAAUCUACGCCGAAUGAGCUGACGAAGUCUGUAUAUAAGAGAAAUAUCCUUUGCCUAGCUGCAUCCUCUGUUCAAAACUGUGAACUUUUAAUUGUGAAUGCAAUCUUCUGGCACUGAAAAGGCAGAAGCUUUCUAAUUUUCUUUUCUAAAAAAAAAAGGAACACAAAAAAGACUCAAGCUUUGCUUCUCUGGUAUCCUGACUGUUUUCGCUUGGGGGGCAGCUGGUUAUUACCUCUUACAUUUUGGCUUACAUUCAGGUCGGGGAUGUUGUGUUUUGUUUUGUUUUUCCUUCAACUCGGGUUUGAGUAUUUUUCAAUUAGUCUAGAACUCUGAGUUUCAAGUCCAGUGAGUCUUAAAGUUUUCAAAGGUUCACAAAUUGUCAGUCGACAGUCCAUGGAUUUGAGAAUUUAUAGAAAAUCCCUGAGCUUUGAGUUCAUAAUCCAAGGAUUCUACCAUUUUUAUGAAAUCCUGAAACUCUGAGUUCCAAGU
This is a messenger RNA of Neoarius graeffei (lesser salmon catfish), 4979 nucleotides long. Its product is annotated as connector enhancer of kinase suppressor of ras 2. Gene Ontology annotation, biological process: regulation of signal transduction. Gene Ontology annotation, cellular component: cytoplasm; membrane. The transcript has 23 exons. Bases 1 to 3039 code for a protein of 1012 amino acids. Gene Ontology annotation, molecular function: protein binding. The record is from RefSeq and is a predicted model, not a curated record. NCBI's taxonomy places the organism in Eukaryota, Metazoa, Chordata, Actinopteri, Siluriformes, Ariidae.